This is a messenger RNA of Ictalurus furcatus (blue catfish), 1816 nucleotides long. RefSeq names its product sterile alpha motif domain containing 10a (gene samd10a). The transcript has 5 exons. Gene Ontology annotation, cellular component: cytoplasmic side of plasma membrane. Lineage: Eukaryota; Metazoa; Chordata; Actinopteri; Siluriformes; Ictaluridae. Gene Ontology annotation, biological process: cell surface receptor protein tyrosine kinase signaling pathway. Bases 717 to 1244 code for a protein of 175 amino acids. The record is from RefSeq and is a predicted model, not a curated record. Gene Ontology annotation, molecular function: protein binding.
AAAUUAUGGGGAGGUAAUCUUGUAAGAGUGCUUUAUUCCCAGUAGAAUGCUUAUUCGUUUUCCCUUUUCACCUUUGUUUACAUUUGGUCUAGUCAGGGUACUUUUAGGUUAUUACCUUUUGGCAUCGCUUAACUAAUUGUUGUACUGCCAAUAGUUACGUUGAUAAGUCUAAACCGCAGUGUUUGGAGUUAAUUUAAGCAAACAACAAUUUUUUAAAAAAAUGUUAAUUUUUUUAAAAUAUAAAAAAGUAGGUCUGGGUGACAAUUCCUUUAUAAAAGGGAGAGACAUUGUCACAUAAUAGCUUGAUUCCUAUACGCCAUGAUUUAUAGGAAAUGACAGCUAUUCAGAAUAGGUUUUAAAUGUUCAAAUUGCGACUUCGAAUUUUUUUUUUUUUUUUAAACAAACCUCUUUUUCGCAAACAAGGUGAAAUGGUUAGAGUUAAUGUCUAAUUCAGGAAUUUCUCGGAAGCGGCGCGAGAGGUGUUUGGCUCGUUUGUUGAUUGACGUCGCCGUCACCUGUGCUAAAAGGGGCGGGGCUACAGGGUUCUCAUUGGCGCGGUGUAAUUUCUCCUCUCACUCGCCCACGAACUCAGCGCGCAGCGCGAAGCGAAACGACCGGAGACGUUUCUGUGCCAAAUUGUCGGGUCGUGCAGAGUAAAAUGGGAUAUUACGUCUCACAACUUUUUCACUAAGAGGAAUUCCAGACGGAUCUAUGGCAUGGCUGUCGACGCUGCAUCCAGCUUUAGUUUCUGUCGUCCUGCGGUGGAGUACAAGGCACUUCCAGAGGACUUUAAGUACCAGCUGAGCCGCUGCACCGGUGGCAAUCUUACCUGGCAUGAGUGUCGUGGGAACAAAACAGCAGGUGGUCGUACUGUCAAACUUCUACAGCAACCAGGAACUGAGUCCUUGCAGCUUCACACAGGGGAUGCAUACUCUGUUUACCACACUAGUCCCACCCUGCCAAGUCUGUCUAGGCCAGUGGUUCUAUGGUCCCAACAGGAUGUGUGUCGGUGGUUAAAGAAACACUGUCCUCACAACUACCUGACCUACGUGGAGGCUUUUUCCCACCAUGCCAUUACAGGCAGAGCUUUGUUGAGACUGAAUGGCGAGAAGUUGGAGAGGAUGGGUCUGGUACAGGAAACCCUCAGGCAGGAGCUUCUUCAGCAGGUCCUGCAAUUGCAAGUCCAGGAGGAGAGACGCAACCUCCAGCUGCUCAGCAGAGGGACUUUUGGGAACCUGUCAUAGCUACAGCCAUGCGUGGGCAGCUCUGCCAGACUCUGUAUGCUGUGGGAGGGCAUCGAGGCAUGGGGCCACAGGCUGUGUGUGUCUGCAAGAAGAGACCUCUGUCUUGGACUGCCACAGGCUACUGAGGCUUUGUCAGAGCUUUCAGAAUAACCAGCUGAACCUUCCUGUCCAUCUGAGAUUCCAGAAGAGCACAGACCGAAUCUGCGGCAACAAGGAGAAUAAAGAAUCUAACCUGAAUCUCCCCUCUGAGAGUAGUGCCCUACUCUAAAAUGUAGUGUCUCUGCGAGCACAUGGCUCCAGAACUUUAACCAAGAAUGCUGGGAAAUGCAUGUUUUGCUGGUGAUCUUAAGCUGUUUUCUUCUGAGGAAGUAUUUUUCAUUUUCAUAACAGGUGAUUUUUUUUCUUCCACAAAGACUAUAUGGGUGAUAUUCCACUGCACAAUAACUCACUGUAAUAAUCUUGCAAGAGACAAAUGUCAGCUACACGACAGAUGGAAUCAGCUACAGUGUAAUUACACAAAAAUUAAGAAAGCAGCAAGCCUUGACAUGCCUUUCAAAGGUACUAUAUCUAAC